UAUAUAUAUAUUGCCAAUAUAGUUUAGUUUUUGCAAGAAUCCAUCUUUCUCUCUUACCCUCACUCUUUCUCCUUCCUCUCUCCAAUCCCACCAAAACCAUGGCCUUUGUAAUAACAGCUUUCAUAUUCAUAUUUCUAUCUUGGUUUAUUAGAGUAACUUAUGAAACCAUCUCAUUUUAUUGGCUAAGUCCUAGACGCAUCAAGAAAAUAAUGGAAAAACAAGGAUUGCGUGGGCCUAAACCACGCCCUCUUAUAGGUAACCUCUUAGACAUGGCUUCCCUUAUUGCAUCCUCCACUUCUAAGGACAUGCCUACCAUCUCCCAUGACAUCGUCGACCGUCUCCUUCCCCAUUACCUUCUUUGGUCUCGAAAAUACGGAAAAAGAUACAUAUAUUGGAAUGGAUUUGAGCCUAGGAUGUGUUUAACAGACCCUGAUAUGAUCAAAGAAUUGUUGACAAAAUACAACCCUUUAUCAGGAAAAUCAUGGCUACAACAACAAGGUUCAAAAAAUUUUAUAGGAAAUGGUUUACUUAUGGCUAAUGGAAAUGCUUGGUACCAUCAACGACACAUUGUUUCCCCUGCUUUUAUGAGUGAUAAACUUAAGAGUUAUGCAGGGUAUGUGGUGGAAUGCACUAAAGACAUGCUCCAAUUGCUAGAAAACACGUUUGAAUCUGGUAAAAAUGAGGUUGAAAUUGGGGAGUUAAUGACUAGUCUUACUGCGGAUAUCAUCUCAAGAAUUGAAUUUGGGAGUAAUUUUGAGAAAGGCAGCAAAAUUUUCAAUCUCCUCAAUAUUUUGCAAAAAAAAUGUGCACAAGCUAGUAGGCAUCUUUGCUUACCCGGAAGUCGGUUUUUCCCUAGCAAGUACAACAAAGACAUAAAAUCUCUAAAGACGGAGGUGGAAGGACUAUUAAUGGAGAUAAUUGAGAGCCGAAAGACGUGUGUUGAGAUGGGUAGAAGCGAAUCAUAUGGCAAUGACAUACUAGGGAUUCUAAUGAAUGAGUUGAAGAAUAAGAAAAGAGAUGGAUUUAGCUUAAAUUUGCAACUUAUUAUGGAUGAAUGCAAAACUUUCUUCUUUGCGGGACAUGAAACUACUGCCCUUUUGCUCACUUGGACUAUCAUGUUGUUAGCGAGUAACCCUGAAUGGCAAGAAAAAUUAAGAGAAGAGGUUGCACAAGUUUGCAAUGGUGCUACUCCUUCCAUGGAUCAUCUCCCUAAGCUUCGCUUGUUAAGCAUGAUCAUAAACGAGUCAUUAAGAUUGUAUCCACCAGCCACACUUUUGCCUAGGAUGGCUUUUGAAGACAUUAAGCUAGGUGAUCUCCUAAUUCCAAAAGGAUUAUCAAUAUGGAUACCAGUACUCGCAAUUCAUCACGAUAAAGAAUUAUGGGGUAAUGAUGCAAACGAGUUUAAUCCAGAUCGAUUUGCUUCAAAAUCCUUUGUUUCGAGUCGUUUUUUACCAUUUGGAGCUGGCCCUCGAAAUUGUAUAGGACAAUCUUUUGCAGUUAUGGAAGCCAAGAUCAUACUAGCUAUGUUAGUUUCAAAAUUUCGGUUCAAGAUUUCAGAUAAUUAUCGGCAUUCACCUGUGGUAGUUCUUACCAUCAAACCUAAGCAUGGAGUUCAAGUUUGUUUGGAACCAUUACAUACAUGAGCUUACACAAUAUUUCAAGCUAAAUUUGAUUCUUUGAGACAUUAAAUUUUCUUGGUAGAUGUUCAUGGGAUGAGGUUUUUUUUUGGUGCAAUGUGUUAGUUUGCACUUAACCUCCAAUUUUUGUAGAUGGUGGUUGCUUUCACACAAAGAAAUGCGUACUUUAAUUUGUAUAAAUGAGUGAUACUCUUUAAAUAAAAUUACGAAGAGUUUAAAUCUUUA
Beta vulgaris subsp. vulgaris (sugar beet) is the source of this 1862-nucleotide messenger RNA. RefSeq names its product cytokinin hydroxylase. The record is from RefSeq and is a predicted model, not a curated record. Gene Ontology annotation, molecular function: oxidoreductase activity, acting on paired donors, with incorporation or reduction of molecular oxygen; monooxygenase activity; heme binding. Lineage: Eukaryota; Viridiplantae; Streptophyta; Magnoliopsida; Caryophyllales; Amaranthaceae. Bases 99 to 1643 code for a protein of 514 amino acids. The transcript is spliced from 5 exons.